Homalodisca vitripennis (glassy-winged sharpshooter) is the source of this 1530-nucleotide messenger RNA. Its product is annotated as protocadherin Fat 1-like. Lineage: Eukaryota; Metazoa; Arthropoda; Insecta; Hemiptera; Cicadellidae. Gene Ontology annotation, cellular component: membrane. The annotation marks the transcript as partial. Gene Ontology annotation, biological process: homophilic cell-cell adhesion. The record is from RefSeq and is a predicted model, not a curated record. The transcript is spliced from 9 exons. Gene Ontology annotation, molecular function: calcium ion binding.
GUUAUAGAGGAGUCACAAUUUGCACCGACAGUGUUACCCCUGGAGGUGUUCAUCAUCGCCUACCAGGAGCGAUGGCCCGGAGGUGAGAUCGGUCACCUGAUAGCCUCGGACCAGGACCCUUAUGACACGCUGGUGUUCGCGAUGGAGCCGAGCCCACCAGGCCAGGGACAGUUCUCGGUGGAGCCUCGCCGUGGAGUUCUGACCGCCGGUCCCAUGGUGGAUGCUGGCCGCUACCGCCUCAACAUCUCUGUGUCUGACGGCAAGUUCACGACGUACACCACCGUCACCGUCCACGUGCUGCCUCUCUGGGAGGACAUGCUGCAGCACAGCGUCAGCAUCAGGUUGCGGAGUAUGACGGCCCAUCACUUCGUGCUGCGGCAGUGGAAGAGCCUGGUGCAGCUCCUGGAGUCAGCGUUGCUGAGGCAGGUGUCACUGACCAGUCUGCAAGCUGUGGCUCACGGUGACCUUGACAUACUCUUGACCAUCACUGGGGGGGUGGAGCUGGCGGUGCUCAGCGAGGCUCUACAGUCCGCUGGAUUGAGCGGGGCCAACUGGUCAUGCGACUGCCACAACGGCGCUCUCUGCCGCCAGAAGGUUCAGAUACAGCGGGACUUGGUGUUCACAGUGGCCACAGACCACCUCAGUUUCGUGUGUCCUGGCCACUCCCACCAACUCUACUGCGCCUGCAACCUCGGCUAUGGAGGUGAAUACUGUGAGGAGAUUCUCCCGGGCGGCGACUGUGGGUGUCCUCCUCCUCAGGGAUGUAUGCCCCAGGCGGGGGCCCCAGGGGGCUACAUCUGCGUACCCCCCUCCUGCCCUCCCUCUCACUCUUGUCCUCCCGCCGUCACCGCCAGCAUCCACUGGGAGGAGCUGGUGGCGAUCGUCGUGGCAAUCCUCAUAGUCUCGUGUCUUGUACUCGUAUUCGUCCUCUACAGACGCUGCCACCGCAUCAGUCCUGGGAACAGGGUGGACAAGUCGGAACUGAAUCACGUCAUCAAGAGAACCUCCAAACUCAGUAACCUCCAGGUUACACAGCCCUCCAGGCCAACGUCGUACACGUGCAGUUCUAACAACGAGGUUUUCUCAGCCGUGGCGCUCAACAACGCCGAGAGAGGGACAGCGGAGUCAGACAACGUGCCGCCAGACUACAGGCGCAACCUCAUGAGUCCUCAUCACAAGAUCAACAACGAUUUAAAACAAACUGCAGACAUCCCCCUACACCAGGUUAUACCCGCAGAAGAUGAUACAAGAACGAUUGGAGGAUUCCACUGGGACUGUACGGAGUGGUUGCAGAACGGCGAUGUCCACACAACCAUCCUGGGCGACUCUUCCAGUUACCAUAGCAACGAUAGCUGUCUCACAGGUGACCCUGCUCGGGAACUGGCGACCCUGGACACCAAACUGAACAGUCAAGAGGAUCAGAUGAUCCCGUACGGGUUUCCCAGGAGCCGAGACAUCUACUUGUAACAACGCUUCUAGUGUUACAUAUACAACUGUUUUCAUAUCUCUAGGUGACCCUGCUCGGGAACU